Hylaeus anthracinus is the source of this 14231-nucleotide messenger RNA. RefSeq lists its product as uncharacterized. Bases 567 to 10967 code for a protein of 3466 amino acids. The record is from RefSeq and is a predicted model, not a curated record. The transcript is spliced from 4 exons. NCBI's taxonomy places the organism in Eukaryota, Metazoa, Arthropoda, Insecta, Hymenoptera, Colletidae.
UUAUUAUAGUAUGUAUAUAACAGUGACUUGUACAACUUUUAUCGAAUCUCAUUCGGUCCUGACAAGUCACGUGGUUUUGUUUAUAAUUUACUUUUGAUUCGAAAUUUGCGAAAAUACUAAUGUAGCACGUGUGGAAACUAUUCGUCAGAAUCUGUAAAAUUUAUCAUUGGAAGCCUUUUAGUUAUGUGUGUAUAUUUAUUGGUAAUGUCGUGAAGGGAUUCGCUCGAAAAUUGUUCAAUUUCACCAACAAAAAUAGGGACAUUUACGACAUUCUAUACCGAUGGAAUAUUUCGAGGACGCGAAAAUACACCAAUGAAUAUACAAAGUUUUCCACGGGGAACGCGGAAAGUAUGGUCGAUACGAUCGAACGCGAGAUUAAUAUGGAACGUAGCUAUGCUACCUGGUUCCAGAAGACGCGUGAUGUCUGUCUAGCAGUCGUGUCCAAUAUGGCGUUUGUAUUGUGAAUUGCAUUAACGUGCAGGUCCUGUUCCUGCCUCCAGUGCAAUUGUUUCUGUGAAUGAAGGGAAUGAGAUAAAUAUAGAAAAUCUGUAGUUAAACAAUGUACAAUGAACUACGGUGGGAAUCUGCCAGAUUGGCACCAAUUUAAUGCCUCACAGACGAACGAGGUUACACCCAACUCUCAAAAUGUGAACUCUGGUCAUUUGGCGUUCAUUCCUGGUGUUAGUCCACCAACAUUGAAUGCGCAUAGUCUUAGCUCUGAUGGUCUCAAUAAGCACCAAACCGAAUCUAACUACAAUUCAAGAAAUUUUCAAUUGUACAACAAUGUCUCGAGUGGUCCAAAUCUUUCAAACAACAGUCCUCUUGCAUCCAUGGUGCAAAUGCAAAACUGCAUUGGCCAUUAUGGUUCUCCAAACACAAGAAAUCCUAUGCUAGAUAACUUAAAUGCUUCUGUGGAUCCAAGAAACACUGUGGUUGGAACUAUAAACAAUGAAAUAGGAUAUAGAAAUAACCAGGUGCCUUUUAAUGGACCUAUUGGUCACUUGAACGGACCAAAUUGUAAUAUAAAUGCAUCGACUGGACCUGCAUCUGGGCCUGGGCCUCGAACUACUUCUGUACCAGGGUCUGGAACUAAUCCUGUAAAUGGAAUUAGGUCUGGCUCUAUAUAUGGAUCCGGUCUUAGACACGGACCUGUAUCUGGGUCAGGUCCAGGACCUGGAAAUAUGGGACCAAGAAAUACUAAUAUUGGUUCAGUACCUCUUGGGAAACCUGGCCCUUCCUCGUUUGUGCCUUGCAAGGGACUGUGCUGUAAUUCAGAUCCUAACAUGAAUUAUCAACAAUGGGAAAAAUUUGGAUCCUACCAAAAUAAUACAUCAUACAGAGAUAAUGUACACCCACCUGGUUAUCAGAUAGAGAACAGGCAUUUUGGAAAUAAUUGUAAUUUUAGGAAGGACAAUCUAGAAGGUAAAGAAACAAUGACACCUGUAAUGUCCAAUGCAUCUGCUGUAGAUCAUAGAAGAAACUUUACAGAUUACAAAUAUCAUAAAGAUCAUUUAACGCAUAGAAACUAUCCAGCAUCUUCAGGGAUGUUUCAUAACUAUCCUGUGCAAAAUUACAAUUAUUCAACCGAACAUCAAAAGUAUCCUUAUCCUGUAAAAGAACAUCCAAAAACGAAUAAUAUGAAUAUGUCGAAUCCAGGAAUGCUUAAACAUCAAGAUCAAAAUUUUAUUGCUCAACAAAAAUUUAAUAAUAAACAGUUUCAAUAUCAAAAUGGGAAUAUGUUACCUAAAGGAGUCCCUACUAUGAAUGUUAAUGGAAACAUGGCUUCAACUUCCCAAAAUCUUUACUUUAAUUCCCAAUAUGCGAGGAACAUUCCAACAGAAAUCGCUCACGAAUGUCAAGAAACCACCGAUAAUGGUGCGGUAAUAAAUAGAAUGCCAGGUACUUAUAUGCAUAAUUCUUCUGCUCAGCAACAAACUAACCAACAUAAAAUUGCAAUGCAAAAAUUUUCAAUUGAAAAUCAUCUUCGGGAAAUGAGCAGAACACCUGGGUAUCAAUCACAUCCAAGAUAUAAAGAAUGUGUUUUGAGGUACAACGAAUUAUUAAAGUUACAACAAUCGACUGGUUACCAAAAUCCUGUUCAACAAACUCCGCGUGUUGCGACGCCAGUCAACACUGCAGUACCACCAAUCAAUUUGCAAUUUGAUCAAAAUGGUAUGUUAAUAAACUCGAAUUUCAUCACAGAUGGUUUUCCUAAAUUGCAACAUGCACCAUCUAUGGAACAACAAUCGGAAGCUAUAGAGAAGCAACAGAAGGAUCAAGCUAUCGCCAUAGCUAAUGAAAAGUGCCAGCAAACACAGCAGCCAGGACAGUUAAUGAUUCCCUCGGAAAUCGAACAUGUUCCUUCCUCGUGUGCAGAGACCUUUCAAAAGCAAAAUCAGUUUCCGAUACACAAGGACUUCAAUCAAAACCAAUUGAAAGUGCAAACUAGCGAGAGUCAUAGGUUUGAUACCUUGAAUACUGAUUCUAGCAACAAAACGAUGAUGCAGCAGAAAGCUUCUAAACAAUUUGCCAACAAGCCUGAUCUCGAUGUUCGACAAUUUUUGGCUAAUUGGGAUGAGACAGAUGAUGAAGAGGGACCGACGUCAAGUUUGCCAGAUACUGUUUUAAGCGAUACCACUCCAGUCGUAGUCGUCAGCUACGAGAACGUUGAUCUUUCAUCAAAAUCACCACAAAGUACAGAAGUCGCCAGAAGGAACAGCUUUGAUUCAAACAAAACGCCAUUGGAUAACGAGAAAGAAGCUGAAGCAAACAUGAUAACAACACAAGAUUGUUUGGCGAUAUCGUAUUCACCGCCAGAAAGCGCGGAAAUUGCCAAAACCACUAAACGGACGAUAGGAGAAGGCGUGGUAAAACCUGGGAGCAUCAUACACUGUAUAAGCAAUGGUCCUGAUGAGAUACCUACGAUACAUAUAGUAGAUAACUUAGAAAUAAGCAACAUUUUAGGAGCGUCCAACGACCAGGUCAUAGAGACUUUAGAAAAGCAAAAGACAAUAUCGUUCUUUCGAGAAACAACUAAUAAUGAAACGGAAGCUACAGUUCUUAAAAGUGCUGAGCAGCACAACAAAAAUGAAACUUGUAUAUUGUCUGCUAAUUACAGUACGUCCCUUGCUAAUGUGAACAAGGUUACAAAUAUUCAGGAUUCUAGGAUUUCUGAAACAAUACAAACGGACACCACAUCGAUAAAUAAUCAACAACUGAGAGUUUUAUCAGCAAAAAGUAAUUUGGAUGUUACCGACAAUCUAGAUUUAAAGAAGCAAAGUAGUUUUGCCAGCGAAGAAUCCCACAAUCCCGAUGACAUAAGCUUACCGGAUCUACCAACGUCUGAGUGUACGCCCAUCUCCACAACUUUGAACACUCCUAUUCAUUCCGAUAGCGAGGAAUCUUCGCAAAAUAUCGAGGAUCUAUCUAUAUCUACUAAUCCGAUAGAAGUAAUGCAAAACAGUCCAGUAAUUAGUUUUACACAAUCUCCAGUAAAAAUGGAACCAUACGGACAAUUGAGCAAUGAAGAUAAACUUAAAAAUAGAUCUCUUGGCACACUAGAAUUGGAAUUCCAGAAAGAAAAUCGUUACAAGAACAGCGCCGCUACGAGUAACCACGAGCAAGAAGUAAUUAUUAGUAAUUUUGAUUUCUCUCCGAGUAACUCUAAAACAAAAUCGGCUGAAAUUGUUAAAGAUAAACAAGUGAAAAAUCUUGAAACCAAUUUAGCAAGGAAAAAAGUGUUCUUGAUAGAUGGCAAAGAAAACGAUAUAAGAGUUUCAGACACAUGCGCUGCUUUAACAUCUAUCGCGUAUGAACUAGAGGUUCAACAAGAGAUAGUAGAAAGUGAAAAGAAUUCUGAAUGUGAAUCUCCUAACUCUGUACACGGAGAAAAACAUAAAGCGAGAAGAUCAACGGAUUCAACGAAAUCUGUUAUUCAAAACAGCGACUCCACAGCAGAUGUAGAUAAUAUCGCGUGUACCGUGAUUUCGACUGCUUCUAAUGCAAAUUUGACAAGUCCUACAGAGUCUGAUGACGAAACGCAAACGUCCAAACAUGAAAGAGCGCUAUCUAAAAGACAGAAAAUAAAAAAUUUGAAUGUAUCUAUUAAUACCAUUAAUCCAACCUUAACGGAAGUUAACUUAAAUGCAAGGAAGAGAAUAAAAGAGUCUGGAGGUUGGGAAGAUAAAUGCAUAGAUAGAAAUGCCGAUAAAUUAAUAAAAGUUCAGAAAAAGAAUGUGGAACAUUUAACGCAAUUAAAGCAUUCCGACAUCAAAAGAUUUGCCGAGGAUGAUUCGAACUCAUCUCAAGGCGACGAACAUUCUGUGUGCCAUAUGACUUCCCAAUCCAAGAAUUAUUCUGUUACUGUGAUAAAAGAUAACGUUAUUUUAAGUGAUCAGAAAUCACGUGGUACCACAGAGGAAAAUAUAAAUAUAUGCUGUGAAAAGUCAUCUGAAUUUCAAUUAAGAACAAACAAUACCAAAGAGCUUUCUGAAGAGAUAGAACUUAAGAAACAUGUUCAUUCUAAAAAUUUUAAGAGGUCUGAAAUAUUAAAUAAAGAUCUGGAAACCAUAGAUGGAGAUGUUAAAUUUACUACGGAUGAAAUAAAUUUGUUGAACGAAUAUAGAAGGAAGAAAGAUAGAUUGUAUCAAGAUAAAAGUAUGGAGGAAAAAUUACAAAAGGUGAAUGAUAAUAUAGGUUAUCAUAAGACCAAUAAAAUGGAAUGUUCGCAACUUAGUCAAAAUAAAGAGCUAUCGGCAGUACGUAAAGUAAGUUUAGAGCAAAACGUGUCUUCUCCGGUAAGUUCUGAGAACUUGGAAAUCCCAGAGGAAACGAAUAGACACACAUAUUCAAAGAGUUUUGUUAAAAACGUUAACUCUGAUUUUGGAAUUCAAGUUGCGAACGUGAACUUGAAAAUUAAAGAUAGCGAGCUUGGGAAAGACUUGAUCUUAGGAGACAAUGGUCAAGAGCAUGUCAAAGAUUCUCUGGAUGGUAUAAAGAUCGAGAUAAACUUUUCGCGUGCAGAACGAAAUUCAAAAGGACAAGAGCAAAACAAACGGCUGUUGUACGAAAAUUUCAGAACAGCAGAUGAUCGAAACGUGUAUGAAAUUGAUAAUUCGCUUUCUUAUCCUGUUGCUAGUUGUUCUAAUAAUGCGUUGGAUUGUCAACAUCGACUGAGUUCUAAAAAACAAGAAACUUCGGAUAAUACGAAAAUAUAUGACACAAUACAUAACAUACCUGAAAAGUCUCUUAUGACAGUAGAUGCUAGCGAAGCAAAUAAAACUGAAAACAAUAUAGCAACAUCAGCUGUAGGUACAAGUGCGAGUAUCACUCUCAACGAACAGAGAAGAAAUUCAUUGAAAGCAGACGAAGAUGCUUUAGUAUCUAUUACAUCCAAAGGAAUGCGGAAUUCGACUUCAGAAAGUCGGGAUCUUAAUAAAUUAUUACACAAUAACGCCUCGUCUAAGGAUUCAUCAAGAUCAGAGAUAAUCGCGGGUACUAAUUAUUCUCUCGAUGUUGAUAUGACUAAGUCAAAGUGUGCAAUAUCUAAUACUGCCAUAGUUGAUGCAAAUAAUAAGAUAUUAAUUAAGGCAAAGAAUAAGUUUGAGGGUGAAGAUAGUUCCAUGAAUGUAAAGGAUGAUCGUAUAGCUAGAAUACAAAAACAAAGUUUUAAUUUAGUAGAAUCUUCUUCGCAGGCAACGAUAGAAGCGUUAAAAAAUGAUGACGAGAAAGAGGCGACCAGCGUGUCCCACAUGCUGAAAAACACGAAAAAGCUACCAGAACUUAAUCUUAUAGAGUUGAGCGCAAAGUCGUUAAGCUCCUUGAACACUUUAGACUUCACUUUCGAUAAGUUAGACUACAAGAAAUGCUCAGAUGUGAAUUUCGAUCGCGUUCAUACAAGUGUGGAAGGGGUUGACGAGAUGGACGAUAAUUAUGUGGGAAAGUGGAAAAAGCCAAAGAUAAAUCACAUUUUUGAAGACUGUGACAUGUUCCAAAGUACCAGCGGGUAUAUAAAUCCUAUUUUUUCAAGCAUAGAUAAACUGGAGAAUUUGCAUACAGUUCCUGUAUACACUACCAAAGACGGAAAGAUAUCUUAUAGCCCUAAUCGAAGAUUCGCGCAUCAGGAAUUGAUGAUGGAAACUCGUAAACGAGAAGGAUGCUCUUCUAUGCGAAAGCCUCACUACACAGACACUUGGAAUAGUUACUACAGUUCGAAGUUUCGCAAGUUGUACAAGAAGAAACGACAUCAUGGUCUCAGCGACAAGAAAAAACACGAGUUUAAAGACACAAAGUGUUUAUAUGAACGCAAGAAGAACUAUGUGGACGACUUUUGUGGGAGGAAUCAUGUUAAGUAUAAGGAAUACGUGCAUAAAAAUAACAAUCCUGUUGAAUGUAAAAUGUACAGUAGCAGUGAUUCUGACGAGGAAAUCAUAGAUCGCAGCAAGUAUCGUAUUGGUGAAAUAAGUAAUUACAAAAAGAAUCAUGUUAUCGAGAAUAAAGCUAUCACGAUUAUUUCUAAAUCGCAUAAGAGAGAAUCAGUUGCAGAUGACUCAGAUUUAAAAAAUAAAAAUAAAGAAAGUACUGCAUUUGAUGUCCAUUCAUCCAAAAGUGAAGACAUACUUUUGGAAGAGAUGCAGUCACUUCAGUCCCGUUCUGAGAAUGAUUUACGUAACAACCUUGCUUCAGAAGAACUUGCUACAGUUAUAUUAAAUCCGAAUUGCGGGGAUGCAAAUGAAAAUAUUAAAUUUAAUGGAAACAAAUCUCCAAUGCCAACUAAAACCCAUGAGUUUACUUCAGAAAGCCUUCGGUUAAACAGAGAUCAAAAUUUAAAUGAUAAAUGUGCUAGUCCAAGUCCUAUUGUAAACGAAAAUACAAAUAUUUCUAGCGACGAUAAAGAAGCUAUAGGUUCCAGAGAUAAAUGUUCAAGUUCAAAGGUUCUGGAAGGAGAAGCUUUAUCGAACGAAAACGAACAAAUGCUUAAUUCAUAUUCUGUUAAAGAAAAAGAAAAUGACGAAGUACAUGUUGAAGAACAAAAUGAAGAAAAUAAUUUAGAGAUAUCAGAGAACCAAACUUCUAUUUUGAAAACCGAAGGUAGUUCUGAAAAUAUAGAUCGUAUUGAAAAUUGUGAAGACUUGGAAACUAAAAAAUCAGAAUCUGAAGUUAAUGAAGCAAAUUGUAUUUCAACAGAUGCAAUCUUAGAUCUGUAUAUAGACGCUGAUAACACGAAUCAACAGAAAUCAGAAGAGUCCAAAAGUACAUCCACUGAAAUAAUAGAAACAUUGUCUAACAAGGAUAUUAGUGAAAUAGAUAAAGAGAAAUUUUUAAGAUCUGAGGAAAGCAUUUUAAUAUGUGAACAAGAGAGUAAUAAAAUAGAAACUUUAAAUGAAGAGCAAAAGAAGCACGAAGAAAGUACAAAUAGAGACAUAAAAGAAAAUAUUGCAUCAUUGGAAUACAGGAAAAAUGAUUCACCAACACGCAGCUCAAAGGCAAAUAUUGAUACUUACAUGAACCAAGAGGAAUUUGAAUCUCGUAUAGUGCAGGUAGAUACAAGUGAUCAACAAAAUUCAGAACAUAUUUUUAUUGAUACAGUUAAUAAUGAUAAAGAUUUAAAUACGAAUUCUGAACAAGGAGACACUGUAGUGAUUGAAAAAUACGAAGAAUUGAUUUGUGUAGAUCUUUCUAAGAAUGCAGUUUAUAUCGAAGAUGACAAUACAAUUGAUAACUCGGCUGUACUUCACAGAGAUGAAGUGAAAGUAGAAGAAAAUUAUUCUAACAAAGUUCAAAGUAAAGAUGAAGAUAAUUUUAAUCAAGAUUCUUCAAUUGAAGAAGAGAUGCCUGUUUUAAGCUUGUACUGCACCAUUAAAGAUUUUUCAGCUAAACGUACUGAAUGUAGGAAAAAUGAAACUGUAGAAAAUGAACAAAAAGAAAACCAAUGUCAGUCGUCAUCUCUUAUAUCUUACAAAAGUUCAAAUGAUUUGCCGGAAAACAAUAUAGAUAUGAAAGCAAUACCAAAGCUUGUCAUAAAGAAAACUGAAACAUUUAGUUCAAAAUCGGAAUGUUCAUUAGACUCUACAGAACCUGGGAAUCCUGCUAAUAGAUACGAUACAAAGUUACUAACCGAUGUACGUCAAAAAAUACCAAAAAUGAUAAUCAUGAAUAGCAGAUCUCGUUCAGUAACCCCUACUAUUGAAAUUUUGGACAGACCUAAAUUUGAAAGAAUACAAGCUAUUUUUCCAGAACAUAACGAUACUAGUAUGGAUGUAGAUAACAGCGAUUCUGAACUGGAUACAUUAAAAUCUAACAAUUAUGCAAGUAAGGUACCGAAAGUGAAAAUAAAAUUGGAAGAUAUAUCGUCCAAGGACUUAAAGUUAUACUUAAAACGAAAAGCCAUUAAACAGAGUGAAUCCAAAAAGGUUAAAAAAAUGAAAACACAGGAGAGUAAGACAUUAACAAUGAAAUAUGAAACAGAAGAUAGUUCGGAAACAGACAGUGUUGAUACUGAUGAUGACGACGACAAAGCACCAAAAUUGAAAUUAAGAAUGCAAGAAGAAGACAAGUCUUUGUCGCCAGAUAGAACCAGAGGAAAAGAUACAAGUAUUUCGAAAACAUCUUUCAAAAGAACUAGAAGAACAAAAGAAGAAAAUGGAAGGCAAUCUGUAAAAUAUGAUAAAACCACAACUAACGAUGAUGAGAUAAGAAAAAAGUAUCCACAGUGCAUUACUGAAAAAAUUCCCAAAGUUAUAAUAAAAAGAACACAAAUUGGAACGGAAUUCAAGUGCGAAAUUAGUAAAAGUAAAAAGACAUUAGCUAUAGAAACAUCGAAAUGGCAACCAAAAGUUAAGCUACAAAGACUGCAAGUUCUGGAUCACAUGGUUAUGGAUUUAAAUCAAUCAAAAGUUAUGUUAAAAAACAAAUCUGCGAUAAAUACAUUAUCUAACAUGUCUGCACAUAUUGCAGAUGAUGUUAAUGAUACAGAUUCAUGUCAUGAUACUUAUGUAAAACUAUGUAGAUCCAGUUCAGCAUCGAAUUUAUCUCGUGCUAAGUGUAAACAGAGAAGAUUGUCUAACCCCGAUUAUAUGAAAGUAGAUACAAAAUUAAUUACUGAUUUUGUUGAUAGUAGUUCAGGGGAAAGUAAAUAUAAAUCACUGAAUAUUAAUGAAGUCAAAGUUGACAGUGAUAGCAAAAAUUUGAAGAGGAAUAGUAAGAAAAGACCACUUUUAAAUAAGAAAAUGGAUCAUGGUCUGAAUGAUGAUAGCGAGAGUGAGACAAAAGACUCAAUUGUAUCUAAAAAUAUAACAGAGAACUCCUUUAAAAAUCUUCUGAUAAAUGAAGACAAUGAUCUAGUGGUUAAGAAAAAGAAAUCUUUCGGUAUUAAGGAAAGUACAUCUUGCAUAGAAGACAGAUUUGUAGAAUCUGGUAUACGUUCGCGUAAUUUUGACGACAUCGACAAUUCCAUAAUUAAAGUUGACUCCUCGGAUGAAAGCCAAACCACUAUAGAACUUUUACCAGCGUCUCCUGAUAGCAGUGAUGACGAGUCAAAGAAUCGUGAAUUCGACAAUACAAAUAAGAUACAUAUAAAUGGCGCAGUACCAACUCAAUUAGAACUGGAAUUAGAACUUAUGGAUAAUAAUGAGAAACAACGUUCGGAUACACUCGUACCGAAAAUUAAUAAAUUAAGCUUUAUGGACAUUGAAAAAUGUGAUCACCCAUCACAUUCCAGGAAAUACACCGACGAAGAAUCGACGAAAACGUAUUUCAGUGAUCUUCAAUAUUCUUCUCAGAGUACCUACAACCAAAACAAGAUGCAAAGACUAGAAAAGAAAUCAAACGAUUAUUUUUACUGCAAUGAUUUAUUAGUUAAGGAAGUAUUAGCUGCUAAAGAAACACUAAAGAAAUGUUUAACUCGAUGUCCAAAUGAAAAUACAGAGAUGACAAUAUCGAGACAUAAAACAGUAGCAGAGAAGAAGCAAGGUUUAAGUUUCAAUUUUAAGGAUCUCGACAAAUCCCAUUGUAAGCCUGAAGAUGUACACGGUAAAAACAUGAAGGUACAUAAAAAAUCUGGAAGCACAGAGGAAACAGAACAGAAAUUUAUUCAUAAAUUGAACAUUGAGAAAAUCGUAGAGACACAUUCCAAAGAAGAUAAAUCACCCUCCACGGGGAAAAAAAUAAAAUCAAACGAUUUACAAGAUGAAACACUUUACUCCGCGGAAUGUCCUACAGCGUCGACAUGUGGAUAUACUAGCGUACCUGAAGCAACUACAAUUUCCUUAAGAGCUACUAAGAAAUUUAGUCAAACUACGACAGACGAAGAAAGUAGCGUACACGAUCCAGAAGACUCCCAAGAUGAAGUAUCCGAGAAAAAAAUGGCUAGUAGUAUUCAAGAUCAGAAGGAUAACGACAGUACAAGUGAAACAAAAGCGAAAGAAGACAAUAUGCCAUUAUUAGUGCCAGAAUUUGCAUUAAAUUUUGAUUCCAGUUCGGACAGAGAUAGUUCGCGAUCUCCACCUGUUAUAACGAACCAAGAAGAGCUUGAAAACGCGGCACAAGGUAUAAAAGAUACGAAGAGUAAAAUAAUAAGUCCAAUUGAGAAAAUCGAGGAGGAUGAGAAACAUUCCUUCAAAGACUGUGAAAUGACUAUUGCUGAUAUUAUAACGCAAUUAGCUUACCAUGAAAAGGCAACAAUAAAGCAUAGAAGAUACUGCAAUUUAUGCGAGAGAUGGUUCCCUACAACAUCACGACAUCUACGGCAUUUAGCUGGAUAUCAACACCGUUAUAUGGAAUUGACACAGCGCAAAAGCAUUCAUGCACUUUUCAUUCUAUUCACUGGUAAACCCUGUCCCAGGCUCCUCCCAGCGACUGUCAUUCGCAAAGAUUGUUCCAUAGGGGAAUUAACGCCUUUACAAAUCGCUGUUCAGGAUAUUGCAAACUAUGUGGAACACACCCAACAGGAAUUUAAAACAAAAGAGUGAUAGCACUGGUCACUACAAAUUAUUUUGGCUACGUAUGUAUGUUUCCUGUGAUCGCUUAUAGUGGAACAAAUAAUGUGAGUACCUUUAAAAAUAAAGUACUGUAAAGGAGAAAAAGUGAAGAAAUCUGUGACACUAUCAAUCUCAGUUGAAUUAUAUAUGUUCAUUAUAUAAUUACUACUAUUAAUAAUAACACUACCUUUGUACAAUUACAAAGUAAAAUUAACAUCCAUGAACUUUGCAGAAAUGCGUUGUUGAUCGAUGUUAAUUGUUAAAAGUUACUUGAAAAAAAAUUAUUUUGAGUAGUUAGGUAUUUAGCCAAAGAUUUUAGCUACAAAUUACAUGUUAGAUUAUUUAUAGUUUUCGAAGACUGCACAGUCUUUUAUUUGUACAAAUGAAGUUAUGAGUAAUAUAAUAAAUGAAUGUGCUCGUUAUAAAUUUUUAUUUAUAUUGUGAAAAGACUUAUAUAUAUAUAUCAUGUAUAAAUAUACAUAUAUAUACACACACAUACACAUAUAUAAAUCUAGAUAUAUAUGUAUAUUUAUUAUUAUUGUUUUAAAACAAGAUAUGUACUCUUGUAACGUUAAACAGACCUAAAAAUAUAUACAGUUAUAUUUGUAUAAAAUUAUAUAUUUUAAGCAGGGGUAGUCAAUGUAAAAGAUAUCUAUAUUGUAUGUUAUAAGAUAAAAUUAAUGAACUAUGAGAUGUUAAAGUUUUGGGAACCGAUGUAACGAGAAUGUGCGCCCAGAAAAUAUUAAGGUACCAUUGCAAACUUCAGAGUAUGUAAAUUUUAUAAAAAAAAAGAUUAUCUCUAUUGUUGGGAUUCUUAAUCAAAUAUUAUAUAUUACGAGUAUUUAAAUAAUAAUUUGUAGACUUAUUUAUUUCUUUUCAAUAUAUGACUACAGUAACAUCACGUAGCACAACAGUAACAUCUCAUAGUUAGUAGAAAAAUUCACACGUAAUACAGUGAUACCUGUUCACUCCCCCUGUCACAUGUUUAUAUUUUAUUCAAACUAUUUAAACGUGCCUUAUGAGUUACUGUUUACAACUAAUGAAGUUUUUAAUUAUUUUAAAUGUUAUUAAUGUUUUUUCUUAUUAUUAUAUUGAUACAUAUGUCCUGAGAGUAGGAAAAAUCCUUAAAGAGUAAGUUCCUGGAAAUAGAAAGAAAGGAAAUAUAUAUAUAUUUCCUGUUAAGAGGCUAAAUCAGGUGUUAGUACAGGGUUUCAGACUAUAUUGACAAUCGCUUCAUACUUUUCUUUUUCUUGAUUUAUAUUUUAAAGAAUAAAAAAUACAGUGAAAGUCACCUUAUCGAUACGAAAGACGAAGUUCUAUCGUGAAAUUUAACCAAAUAGAAAAAAGAAUAUAUAUAUACAUAUACAUAAGUCUAUUGAUUGUUAUUCCACUUAAUAUUUUGUUUCAUAAGUUUGUUUCAACUAUUUAAUAUUUUAUUCGCACGAGUGCCUUAAGAUACACCUAACAGUAUUUGUUGUAUCGUGUUGUAUAUAAGAUUAAAUGAAACUAUAUAUUUUAUGCGCAUUCUUAUGCGUAUUUCUAAUGUUCUUAUACGUAAUGUACGUAACGUAUGUUACAAUUAUGAGAACAUACAUAUAUAAUAAAGAAUGUACAGUUGUUUAAAGGAUAUAAGUUAAGAUAUCUUUUUGUAAGUUUUUGGAUAAAAUUUAUGUUACUUGGAUAUCUUUUAAUGAAAUUUUAAUAUAAAGGCCACUCUCGUAGAUAUGUUCCUUGGACAUUCACAUAUUUAUAAAGUAGCUGAUUAAUUAUGUAUAGUGAGAUAAAUGCUCUCAUAAUUGAAGCAUUAUUAUGCACGAGUUUUAUAAUAUCAAUGUGUGUUCUAUGUGCCUAAAUUUUAAGGAAUUUAUAUACAUUGAAGUUCAAGUAUGCAUAAUACUACUUAUGCACGUUUAACAUAAUAAAAUAUACAUCACAUGUACAUUCCGUAGAGAAACAAAUAUGAAAGUUUUUUAUAAAUAUUCAUAAUUAUGUGAUGAAGAAUUGCAUCUUUUUUGGCGACAUGUGUGCUGUGUCUUAAAAUAAACCUAAGAAUCUUUAAAUAGCUUAGUUAUGGAUAGACGAUAUCCAUGUGAAACAAAUGCAACAAAAUUGUAAAUGUGACAUUUUUGAUCGAACAUUAUCAUAAUCGACAAAUUUAACAAACCAGGAUAUUCUCGAGAAAUCAAACUAUAUUUAACAUGUACUUCGAUUAGAUAAAAAAUGGAUUAUUAGUGAAUUCACUUGUUGACUUCCAUUAAUAUAAAUUAAUAUAAGGUUGCACUGAUUUAAAUAAUUCCAGUUAAAAGAAUUUAUAUUAAUAAAUUAAAAAAGAAUAAUUUUAUUUCUUGAUAUAAUUAUAUUAUUAUUGAAUUUCGAGAUCAAAUUUUCUGUGCAAAUUACGAGUUAUAAAUUAUAAUUUGUAAUAUUUUGUUUUUUUCUUAAAUUUAGAAAUUUAAGUGAGACAAAUUUGUAUAGUGACAAAAAGUGCAAUUGUAUAAUUUAGCAAUGUUUACAAUUAAUCAUUCCGUCAAACAUAUUAAUUUUUUAAAUAAUCGUUAACUAUGCAAUUUUUGAAAUCGAGCAGGUGGAUGAUAUUAGUGUUUUCCAAGUAGAAAGGAUUACAAUCAUAAGAGUCACCAGAAAAAAUUUUUUAAUGUAAACAAAUGCGGAUUACUUGAACAUUGCUUUCUGUUAAUACAUCUAAAUCUCUAAUCUUCUUAGAGGGUCGCCUUCCAGAGUUUGGGAAGCACUGGUUUAUACAGUUAUGCUAGUUUUAUACACUGCGUGUGUUUAAUAUGUAAUAAACGUGUGACAUAUACUACACUAAGCGGCAAGAGUGUUUUAGAUUUGUAACAUUUUUUUUUUCAAUGUUACUAGCUCUAAUGAAUUAAUUUAAUGUUAAAUAAGAAUUGCCCUAAAUUUUAAACAAUUUAUGAAUAUGACAACAUUAAUCAUGAUAUGCAUUAACAAUAAAAUUGAAUAAUUACUUAAAUUUGUGGCGAAAAUAUCUUUGUAAAAACAUUGUAAUUCAAAUUUCGAUUACAACCAACAAAUUGCCAAAUGUUCCCAGGAACGUUAUGUAAAUGUUACAUAUCUAAACACAGAACCAUUCCAUAAAUAAGAAUAAGAAAUUUUAUUGGUAGACAUAAGGAUUGUAUGAAUCAAUAGAAUAUUUUCUGUUAUUGUACUUAGGCUACAAAAGUGUAUACAAAACUCUAGUUGAUACAUUAAAAAAAAAAUAAUAAAUAGUGAAAA